CUCCCCCUCGCUUACUUAUACAAAUGGAAACACAAUAGAUGCUUUCCGUUCGCAGAAGUCUAUGCAAUGCGAAAGGAAACGGAGCAUCCUUGUCAAAGGAAGCCGAAAUGAAAGUAAAACGCACGCAACCCCCAGUGCGCUACCUUUAAAAAUAUCCACUUGUUGUUCCGCAAAUGGUUCAUUGGUCGUAUAGCGACAGAACACUCAGCUACCACAACUUUUGGUUAAUGAAAUACACACGCACGCUCCACCGGUGCAGUGGAACAUCGAUAAAGCAGAAAUACUGUUGACCAAUUUGCUGGCAUUUCCAAACCAUCGCUUCAAGUAGAAGGGGAAACAUAAUGUGCGAAAUGCUGUCAAAAAAGUGAGUUUUCAUGCUCUUAAACAAUAAAUGCAAUAACUAAAUUAUCUGAAAACCCGUGCAAAGGAGUCAUCUUUCCAGAAGACACGUUAAAAAUAUUAUAACCAUACUAACAACUGCCGUUAUCUGUCACACUUGUUGUAAUAUUUACAUUAAUGGAAAGUAAUAGAAAACAUCGAAGGUAAACUACAGCGGCAUAUCUGCUUCCUACUGAAAUUUUGUUAGGAAAAUUGUUAAAGUUUUGUUCAGGCUUAUUCACUUCGUGGUUUGUGCAAAUAGACAUUGGUUUUCUUUGAAUAAAUAAAAUUACAGUGAUGAUCAAAACAAGCGUUGAAGUGGCGAUCAUCAAUAUGUCAUUGUCUCUACUGUGACCUAUUAGUGCGAUUAUGCCCAAAUAAAUAACAUAUGUGAAGUAUAAAUACAUUUCACUCACUAAUGUUGAGAUGAAAAAUAAAGUGUAAUAAGGAAUCAUAUUUGUUCUGAAAAUAUCCAGCUCUAGGGCUUGCAUGUUAACAGCUUUAUCUUCAACGAUAUGAUAGGACCAAAGCAGACUGCAUGUGGGGGCACAAAGUGUCCAUGUAUUCAAUUUAACGUUCUUAAAUUCCUGUGAUUUUUUACUGUGUAAUUUCAUUGGAAAGAGAGGGGAAGGAGAAGGGAUUAAAACAGAUAGCUCUCUGCUCCGGGGUCCCCCGGCGCGUGCAAUCAGAGCCCCCCUCAAGGGUGCUCUUUUGCAGGCAAGUCCGCUUGCUAUUGGUCAGUGGCUGGUCAGAUGGUACGGUUUCCCUCUGUCCCGCACUGGCACAUAGCCACCCAGCCUACCCCCCACCCCCCUCCUUCCCUACCACCACCAUCUAAAACCCAAUCUCCGAUAAACUACUAAUAGCUAAACCACUUGGACUAUAAAACACAACAAAUCAUAAACCAAGCAAAAGAGCCGUGCCCUCCCAAUGAGUUCCUAUUUUGUAAACUCAACUUUCCCAGUGACUCUGCCCGGAGGACAGGAGUCGUUCUUGGGACAGAUACCGUUAUAUUCCUCCGGAUACACAGACCCUUUACGACACUAUCCCGGGGCUGCUUAUGGAGCUACCAGUGUCCAAGACAAGACCUACCCAUCCUCCUUUUACCAGCAAGCGAAUGGUGCCUACGGCAGGGCAACCGCCAUCGGUCCCUGCGAUUACUCGACAGCAAGCUUCUACAGGGAAAAGGACCCUGCUUGCGCCCUCGCCAGCAUAGAGGAACACUCGCUCGUUCUCAGCCAGGACCAUCGCAAGACAGACUGCACGGGUUCGACGGGGAAAAGCAUCUACCCUGAGAUCGACGAACAGAAACCGUCAGCGCCUGUUUAUCCUUGGAUGCAACGGAUGAACUCGUGUAAUGGGACAUUCGGAAACGCUGGACGAAGAGGUCGUCAAACGUACACUCGCUACCAGACGUUAGAAUUGGAGAAAGAGUUCCACUUUAACAGGUAUCUGACCCGAAGGCGCCGAAUUGAGAUUGCGCACGCACUGUGCCUGACAGAACGCCAGAUAAAGAUUUGGUUCCAAAAUCGGCGAAUGAAAUGGAAAAAAGAGAACAAACUGAUCAACUGUUCACAGACCAGCGGCGAAGAGGAGGAGGAGAAGAGGACAGAAUGAAAUUAUGAACGAUAAAUCCCAUGGAAAAGAAACUGUCAGAGAGGGCAUUAGACUCCACUCUCUAAUAACACAAAUGAAGACUUUCCAUCAUGUUAGCAACUCAUUCCUGCUAACUCAUUUUAUUUUCUAUUGUGAUUUUAUAUUUCUUUUUUUAUACAUGUGGUUUUGUGCGCUAUUACGAAGUCUUUAGAUUUGCUCUUUUACCUGAAAUGUUGAACGAAUCUAUUUUAAAUCUGUCAUAUUCGUGUUCAUAUUUAAACUGUGUAAAACUAAAGGUAAUUUCCCAUUGUAUAAAAAAAGUUUAGCUAUUUCAUUUUUUGGUUAAGUUUUUUUUUAGACGUUUAGACAGUUUUAGUUAAUUUAUAGAGUUUGGCUGGAAAGGGCUGGGGCACUUAAAUAUUCCAGAGAAGCAUGGUAGAGGUAUAUUAGUCUAUAAUAGUCCAGUAUUCUAUACAUUUUUGUACGUGCUUUCUGUUUGUUGUUCAACCCUUCAAUAAACCUAACAAAUCAAUCCGCCUGUCAAACUGUGUCUGACGACGGCCGUGUUUUAUGAAAUGAUUGAUCCUCAUUGCGGUAUAACACCUGUAUGCUUUACCUUUUGGCUUUCUAUUUUUGACAAGAAACAAAUGUAUGAUUAACCCAUAGGUGAUGUAUUGAGAUUUUUUAUUUAAUUGUUCAUUUCCCUGAUUUAGGUCUACUGGGCAACGCAAUUAACAUCCACACUGCUGCGUAACAUGUAUAAUAUGUCAGUACCUUCUGGAGAAUAUGUAUAUGUUUAAUAGCCUAUAUUUAUUAUUCUGCAUGCAAUAUGUUUGUAGCAGUGAUUAGGCAGGCGACAAUGGCCUCCACAUGAAAUAGGUACACAGCCAAAUAACCCGUCAGUCAGGGAUUUGGUUUCGUUUUUUUUUGUAAAGCUAAGAGGCCAAAAGUUGCCUACUUGGUUCUAAAAUACGUCCUACAAAGUGAGAGGCGAGAAGGUUCAGCAGGCUUUAAUAGAUAACCAAAGGAGAAAGCUGACCUGUCCGCGCUGGUCACUCACCCUGAGAGACUCUAAAGCCUGCAGGGCAAAAAGACUCAAUAGUCCACUUUAUUCCAGGUAGAGGCUCCUCAUUGCGUAAACAAAAUUCUACCUCUAAAACAGAUACCCCAUUUUACAUAAUAUAAUGUAAAUAAUCCAGAUAUUUUCUACAGACUGCCAACAUCUUGAGCGCCACAUAUUGAAUUAUAUUUACAUCCUUAUUCAAACCACUUGAAUACAUAGGUGUUCACACAGCACAGGAGCACAGUAGAUCACGCUUCUGCGCAGGGUAUUUAUUG
Molecule: messenger RNA, 3312 nt
Organism: Xyrauchen texanus (razorback sucker)
Lineage: Eukaryota; Metazoa; Chordata; Actinopteri; Cypriniformes; Catostomidae
Gene: hoxb6a
Product: homeobox B6a
Exons: 2
Coding region: 1309-1995 (228 amino acids)
Biological process (GO): regulation of transcription by RNA polymerase II; anterior/posterior pattern specification
Cellular component (GO): nucleus
Molecular function (GO): RNA polymerase II cis-regulatory region sequence-specific DNA binding; DNA-binding transcription factor activity, RNA polymerase II-specific
Source: RefSeq, a predicted model, not a curated record